Molecule: messenger RNA, 906 nt
Organism: Durusdinium trenchii
Lineage: Eukaryota; Dinophyceae; Suessiales; Symbiodiniaceae
Source: the annotation of a GenBank genome assembly
AUGAAUCAUAAUGGCCGCUAUGGCCCCUGGCUUGCAGAGGCUCCCGGUGCGCUCACCUCCGGCGUGGCCCUGCGGCUCUUCUGCGUGCCGCCGGUGGGCAUGGGUGGCGCUGCCUUCCACCCCUGGGUGAAGCACUUGCCGCGCUCCGUGGAGCUCUUGUCUGUGGAGUUGCCGGGCCGGGGCUUCCGCCUGUCCGAAGCGAUGACGGCCAAGUCGCUGCCGCAACUGGCGCGUGAUGUGCUGGAUGGCAUCGGCCGCGAGACCUUCGUCGACCUGCCCUUUGUGCUCUUUGGACAUUCCUUUGGCGCAUGGCUGGCCUAUGAGAUGCUGCAGGAGCUGCUGCGCCGCGCAUGGCCUCGGCCGCUGAAGCUCUACGUCUCGGCGAACCGCGCCGUGAGCCUGAGCGGGUCGGAGCACGAUCCGGACCAGGUCCAGCCUGAGUUGGCCCAGCUGGGCGCUGAUCGCUUCUGGCAACACUUCGAGCGACGCUACGGCAUCAACCCUGAUUUGCAGCAUUCCUAUGUGCGGGACCACGUGCGGGGCAUCUUGCAGAAUGAUUUCACUCUUCUGGAAAAUUACAUUCCCAGCACACUGGAACAGCUGCCUGUGCCCCUGUGUGCCCUUUGCGCCAAAGGAGAUGCGCGUUGCCGUCCCGAGCAACUCACGGCCUGGAAUCAAGUGGCGGGCGACAGCUUCCAAGAACGCUGGUUCCAGGAUGUGAUGAAACCUGAGUUCUGGGCGACGGAACAUCGCUAUGUCUUUGACAAUCCCUCCUCGCUGCUGUGCUUCCUCUCCAACGACUUGCCCUUGGUCUGCGAGGAGGUCCCCGGCGACACCGGCCUUCCGGGGCCCCUGGUGACGGAGCCGGAGCUGCAGGAGCUGAGGCCUCCGUGCCAGCUGCUGUAA